This is a messenger RNA of Arabidopsis thaliana (thale cress), 1727 nucleotides long. RefSeq lists its product as uncharacterized. The record is from RefSeq and is marked reviewed. The transcript is spliced from 4 exons. The coding region runs from base 179 to 1687 and encodes 502 amino acids. Lineage: Eukaryota; Viridiplantae; Streptophyta; Magnoliopsida; Brassicales; Brassicaceae.
GGUUAAUUAGCUUCCACAAUUUUUUAAAAAGAAACAAUCUGUUGACAAAAAAAAUAAUUAAUUUAUAGAUUUGCUUGGGAUCAAUUAGCUCGCAUGUGGAUUUUCAUAUAUAUACAAUACCAUAUGAAGCCAAAUAUAUUAUAAAGAAAGAAAUCUUUUUUAGAUUUUGAGCUCUGGAAUGGAGAAAAGUAUCAAUGGAUCAUGCAGACUCAUCAAGAGACUCGUGAUUAUACUUUCUUGUCUUUCAUAUUCCUUUGUUCGAUCAGACUUUACAGAGAGAACAAAUAUCAAUUAUGUAUCAGCUGUGGGAGAUCCCGGGAUGAGAAACGAUAACUUAAGGGUGGCUAUAGAAGCUUGGAACCAAUGCAACGAGGUCGGUGAAGAAGCUACAAACAUGGGAAGCCCUCGAAUGGCAGAUUGCUUCGAUAUCGAUAACUCUAGCUUUCCCGUGAAGAUAAUCCACAAAGUCGACGAAAGAGACAACAGGCUUGGGGUAGGAAAUGGAACCUACGGAGGAAUAAGCGCUGGAGACAACGCAGAUAUCUACGCAGCGCAAAAGGAGGUAUACUUAGGAAACAAAUGUCAAGUUGUGGACAAGCCAAAUCCAUGGCAGUUUUGGAUGAUAAUGCUAAAGAACGGUAAUACGGAUACUUUAGCCGCAAUUUGUCCCGAAAACGGGAAAAAGGCGAAACCAUUUCCUCCUACGGGGAGGUUUCCAUGUUUUGGGAAAGGAUGUAUGAACAUGCCAUCGAUGCAUCAUGAGUACACAAGCUUGGUUGAUAACGAAGAAGGACAUAUGAGUGGGAGUUUUUAUGGGACUUGGGACUUGGAUAACGACCAAAAAGAUCCGGUUGGUAAUAAUUCGUAUUAUAAGGUGAAAUGGGAGAAGAAGAUUGGGGGAAAUGAGAGUUGGGUUUUUCAUCAUUUGUUGAAGACUUCUUCUAAGUAUCCAUGGUUGAUGCUUUAUCUACGCGCUGAUGCUUCUCGAGGUUUCUCUGGUGGUUAUCAUUACGACACUAGAGGGAUGAUGAAGAUGACGCUAAAAUCGCCAGAUUUUAAAGUAAAAUUCAAGCUAGAGAUUAUUAAAGGAGGCGGUUCAGGGAGCCAAUUUUACCUAAUGGACAUGGGAAGUUGCUGGAAAAACGACGGAAGAGACUGCGACGGCGACGUCACAACCGACGUUACAAGGUACAGCGAAAUGAUAAUCAACCCGGGGGCAACCGCCGUUUGCACCCGCAACCGCCUAGGCGCUUGUCCGCCAGAGCAUACUUUUCCAAACGGGACUAAAGUUCACAGGACGGACAAGGAGAAGUUCCCUUUCGAAGCGUAUCACUAUUACUGCGUUCCGGGAAACGCGCGUUUUGCGGAAUCUCCGUACGAGGUUUGUGAUCCGUACAGUAAUCCACAACCGCAGGAGAUUCUGCAGAUCUUGCCUCAUCCAGUGUGGGAACAGUUUGGGUAUCCGACAAAGAAAGGACAAGGUUGGAUUGGAGAUCCAAGAACUUGGGAACUUGAUGUCGGAAAACUCUCUCAGUCACUCUUCUUUUACCAGGAUCCAGGGACGAAACCGGUGGAGAGACAUUGGUCGUCGAUAGAUUUAGGAACUGAAAUAUAUAUGAGUAAGAAUCAAAUUGCUGAAUGGACUGUAACUGAUUUCGACAUUGUUAUACCAAAUGCCGAUAUUUAAGUGGAAUAAUAAGAUUCUGUUAUAAGCUGCUAAACCAAAC